Lasiosphaeria miniovina is the source of this 930-nucleotide messenger RNA. RefSeq lists its product as uncharacterized. The coding region runs from base 1 to 930 and encodes 309 amino acids. Lineage: Eukaryota; Fungi; Ascomycota; Sordariomycetes; Sordariales; Lasiosphaeriaceae. The record is from RefSeq and is a predicted model, not a curated record. The transcript is spliced from 7 exons.
AUGUGCAGCAGCAGGCUCUUCCGUGCAGAUCUACAUCUUGACAAAUCCACGGUACGCGAGAGUCUCUGGUUUAGCGUCAUGCUGCGCCGGCCACAAUCGGCCAGCAGGGAGGAAAAGUACGCAUUUGUCGAAGAGUUGAUCAAGAUGCUGGGUAUGGAGGAAUACGCCGAUGCCGUCGUAGGCAUCCCUGGAGAGGGGUUGAACGUCGAGCAGCGCAAACUUCUCACCAUCGGCGUCGAACUCGUAGCCAAGCCGAAGCUGUUACUAUUCCUCGACGAGCCCACAAGCGGCCUCAACUCGCAGAGUGCAUGGGCGAUUCGCGUGUUCCUGCGUAAACUUCCCAACGCCAUCCUCUUUCAGCAGUUCGACCACCUGCUCUUCCUGGCCAAGAGCGGCAAAACAGUCUACUUUGGCGACAUCGAACAGAACUCUCGCAUCCUCAUUGACUACUUUGAGCCCAACGGGUCGCGGCAGUGCGGCGAUGAGGAGAACCCUGCCGAAUGGAUACUGGAGCUGGUUGCCGAAGAGACAAACAGCAGCAUCGGCGACACUGCCGCAGUCGGCGACACUGGCGCCGACAGCCAGGGCGAGUUCGCCAUGCCACUGGGAGCGCAGUCCGCACCGCAUAUUUGGGAAGUACUGGCGCAUACCGCAGUACGUCCUCGCCAAGCUGGCCUGGGCCUCGCGACGGGCCUGUUCAUCGACUUCAUCUUCUACCAGCCAAAGGGCACGCAAGCCGGCAUGCGCGACGUCUUGUUCGCCGUCUUCAUGAUCACGACACCCUUCACAACGCUCGUGCAGCAGAUCCAGCCCCUCUUCAUCACGCAGCGUCGCUGUGCGAGGAUCAGCGCUGGCGCAACUUUGGCAUCAUGUCAAGAAGUGGAAUACGAGCAGUCUGAAGUGGAAGAAGCAGAAGGCACAUGGACCUAG